AGGUUUCCUGUGUUUCUGUCACAACGUUUCUAACACACAACGUUACAGCCUACUGUACAAGGGAAACAUGUGUUAAAGUCUCUUUAUUAUUACUAUAUGAACACAUUGUGAAGAUUCUUCAUGUUUUCCAUUAUUUCACAUUAAAUCCCGUGAAACUGACUCGACGCAGGAGUUGAUUGUAUUUAUUCUUCACUAGUUUUGAGCAUCACUGCAUACCCAGAUGCCUGUUAUCAAGAACAGUUUUACUAUAUUGACUAUAUAAUGGAUUAUUUCGUCUAAAGAUUAUGUAGUCUAGCUGCUACUUUUGAAGGGGAUGAAAAAUUCUGAGAUAAUUUUUCUUAAGGUGGAGCAUGGGAGAAGUCUACAAUACACCUGCCUGAACAGAUUGUGUUGGUUUUGCUAUCAGAAAAUGCUCAUAUUUUAGUGAUACAACAGAGAUAAAGCAUUUCAUCAUCAUGAUGAGUCUAGAUAUGUUGAGCACUUUCUAGCUAGUAAAUUUAUGUCAAAGUGUCAAAUUUUUUUAAAAUGGAUGAAAAAGAUAUACAAUAUAAAGAUACAAAAUCAGAUGUUGGUGAAAUCAUCAAGGAGGACAGUGAUACAGGAUUGAAUCUCUAUAAAGAAAAUAAUGUGAACUGUACUUGUACAUCAAGUCCUGCUCAAAAAAAUACUGUCCAUGUACAACAUGCUCAUUCUUUUCAAACUAGUGUUGUGGCAACCACUGUGUUACCAAGAGUCCUAUCUGAGCAAUCCAAACUAAGGAUUUUGACUCGUGCUCCAGCUGUUCAGAGUAUGUCAUCAAACUUGUCGGAAGAAUCUGUUGAGGAUGUUGCAAUAGAAAGUGAAACAACACAUCAACCAUCCAGUAAGGAUACAGAUUCUGAGUCUGGGCCAUCUAGUUUAUCAUCAUCUCGAGAGAGCUCUUUAGAUUAUACUGACUCAACUGGAACAGACUUGAAUGAGUUUAUUAUAAAAACUUUAAAAAAUCCCAGGGAUAAGAAACUGUUGCUGAAACUCGAAAAGGAUUUUAUUGGAUUCAUCUCCGAUCCAUUGAAAGUCUUGCUGCAAUAUCCACCAAUGACAUCAUAUCAUCGAAUGAUUGUACAUCGUGUCGCUGCGUACUUUGGUUUAGAUCAUAAUGUUGAUCCCACAGGCAAAUGUAUAAUUGUCAAUAAAUGUACAAAUACAAGAUUUCCGGAACAUAGAUUUAUAGACUUGGUUCAUGAAGAUUCUGAGGAAGAUCCUUCGCCGAAAUUAAUAUUAAAAAGGCAACAAUCGCUAAGCGAUGAUUCAGGACUACACGAGAGACGUAGUACGCAUUCUCGACGUUCCAUGGAAGGCAGAAAAUCGAAAUCAAUCGAAGAACGUGAAGAAGAGUAUAAAAAAGCUCGUUCAAGAAUAUUUAAUCACGGCUCGUUGUCAUCUCAAUCAUCAGCAUCUUCGAAAGAUGGAGAGUCAGCAUUAUCUGGUACAACUGAUAUCGAUGACGAACCUGAGAAAACUCAUGAUUUUUUCGAUGCAGAGAAAACUACAGAAGUGUCGAAGACAGCUGUUAGAGUUUUGACAAACCGUGCACGAACACCAGAAGAUAAUCCAAAAUUAACUUUGGAAGUUAGUUCAAUUAGUGAGGCAAACACCUGCCAGGCAACUCCUGGAACUACUGUAACUGAGUCUGGUAAUUACUCCAGUACAAAUCGUCGGUCCGCGGAUUGCACGAAUUUUUCCCCAGAAGGUACGUCCAAUGUCCCAAGAGGAAAUAUCGAGGAGACUACACGAACGAGAUACAUGGAAAUGAUUCCUCAAAUUUCUCCCAAUCAAACAGGUGGUGUCGUAUGGACUAUUCCUCCGAAUCAAGUUUCCUUCCAACAAGGACAGGUUCCAAUCUAUCAAACUAAUGAAAAUCAAGGUCCACAGGUAGUAAAACCAGAAAGUUAUACAUUGGGAGCUCAACAAGCAAUUGCUGCACCAACAUUUUACUUCGCGAACAAUCAUGGAGCAGGCGUUGCCAUGGUUUCCCAGCCGUCACAAAGACAAGAAAAUAAUGGUCAACAAUUGCCUCAUAAAACUUACCCUACGCAAGCUGUACCAUUACCUCCACAGUUUGUUAAUCCGACUUCUUUUCCUGUGUACCAAUCCCCAAGAGUGUACACACAACAGGAUUUGGAUAUGUUACCUUGUCAACAAAAGAACACUACAAGCGUUCAAGGUGGCUCAGCGACUUCAUAUCAAGAAAUUAGCAACCAAUUUAGUGGCAUUGCUAUAAAUCACAUUGAACCUGAGAACCCCACGUUGUCAAAACAAGCUGGAUUUUCUUCAAAUUCGUCCCAAGCUUUCCCUUCAAGUAAAGCAAUGCAUUUUGUUGUGUACCGCAAUGUGCCAGGAACGAUGGUAAUGAAUUCUGCCGCUAAUCCCAGCCCAGUAAAUUCUGCGUAUGUUUAUCCAUCACAAUCACCAAAUACCUAUACGCAACAAGGGUACACUCCUCAGGUUUAUACACAUGUGUACCCGGCAUCACCAAAUUUCAACCAAGGAUAUCAUUUAGGAGAGCAAACGAUGCUUUCCCAUGGAAAUAGUACUUGUACUCCACCAACUCCUUCUCAAGGUGGGCCAACUUUAAAUGCGAACCCUCCAUAUAUACAUGCUCAAACAGUACCUGUAACUACAGCAUCUGUAAAGAUGACGAAUCAGGUAGUUAACCCAGGUUUGCUGCCUCCCCGGUUAAUGAAUCCCUAUGGUAUUCAAGGACAACAGGUUAUUCAAAUACCUGCGAGACCGCAGUUGUAUGGUUUGACGCAGGUUCCCUUUACUCCUGAUCAAAACAGAACAAACUUAUCACAAUCCAAUCGUUAUGUGGCGUUUUCAGAAAAUGCUGCUGCUAAUGAUAUUUAUACGCCGGAUUCAAGGCGACAAUCUUCCAAUGAUUAUUUAUCUCGUUCAACUAUGUCCUCGAGUCAAACUAGAAGAUCUGGUGCUGCCUCUUCUAGAAGCAAAAAUGAUGCGCAAAGAAAUCAACAUCAUCAUGCUGGCAAAAGUAGACAAAAACACAAGAGGUCACAGCAGAAACACAGCGUUGAUGUAUGUCGAAAACAAUAUCACAGUGGCUCUUUUCCUAGUGGUUCGUCUAGUUCUGAACUGGAUCAAGCCACACAAAGUGGACGCAGCUCGUGUGUCCUAGAAGUUUAUGAUGUCAACUUGAAUUCACGUGAUCAACAUGAGGUUGAGGAAGACUUGCUUCAAGCCGGAGCGAAAAUUAGCUGGGAUGAAAACAUCAGUAAACAUUCCGGCAAGACAUUAACUGCUAAAGCCACUUUUAGUUCAGAUGAACAAGCUGAACAAGCUUUAUUGAAGAACUCCAAUCAAAAUUAUAAAUUGCGUCGAUGUUCCAAUGAUAUUCCCUACUCGUAAGUCAGAAAUAUUCAUAGGAUUUUAUGUAAUUAUUUUAUGGUUUUUUAGUUAGAACGCAUUUAUCGCGUUAAUUUUAAAAAAAUAAUGUUAGAGUAAUAAUAUGUUAUGAUAACAUUGAUUAAUUAAAUUGAGAAAAAAACCAUUAAAA
This is a messenger RNA of Xenia sp. Carnegie-2017, 3550 nucleotides long. RefSeq names its product cAMP-regulated phosphoprotein 21-like. Lineage: Eukaryota; Metazoa; Cnidaria; Anthozoa; Malacalcyonacea; Xeniidae. Gene Ontology annotation, molecular function: nucleic acid binding. Bases 526 to 3402 code for a protein of 958 amino acids. The transcript has 18 exons. The record is from RefSeq and is a predicted model, not a curated record.